This is a messenger RNA of Dunckerocampus dactyliophorus (ringed pipefish), 2483 nucleotides long. RefSeq names its product carbohydrate (N-acetylglucosamine 6-O) sulfotransferase 7 (gene chst7). Gene Ontology annotation, cellular component: Golgi membrane. The transcript is spliced from 2 exons. Gene Ontology annotation, molecular function: chondroitin 6-sulfotransferase activity; N-acetylglucosamine 6-O-sulfotransferase activity. NCBI's taxonomy places the organism in Eukaryota, Metazoa, Chordata, Actinopteri, Syngnathiformes, Syngnathidae. Gene Ontology annotation, biological process: carbohydrate metabolic process; N-acetylglucosamine metabolic process. The record is from RefSeq and is a predicted model, not a curated record. The coding region runs from base 74 to 1336 and encodes 420 amino acids.
ACUGCCGAUCGACCAGAACUUCGCUGCAGCCGUCACAGCGCUUUGACUGCAGCGACCCGUCCACAACCAAGAGAUGAAGAGGAGGCUGCAAAAGAAAUACUUGAUUCUGAUCCUCGCCUACUCGGGUCUGCUCCUGCUCAUCCCGUAUGUGUUCGACUUCGGAGACAAGUCGCUGCAUGGCGCCAAGCUGCUGCAGCAGCAGUCCCGCUGCUCGGACCUGAAGAACGCAGUGGCGGUGCUGUGGGAGCGCGGCGACAAGGUGGACGGCGCUAACGCCACAGAGGCGCCCGGGAACAGCAGCCGGCCCCGCACGCACAUCUACUUGCACGCCACCUGGAGGACCGGCUCGUCGUUCCUGGGGGAGCUCUUCAACCAGCACCCAGAUGUCUUCUACCUGUACGAGCCCAUGUGGCACAUCUGGCAGGCUUUGUACCCGGGCGACGCGGGCAGCCUGCAGGGCGCCGUGCGCGACAUGAUGAGCGCCUUGUUCCGCUGCGACUUCUCCGUGCUCAAGCUCUACGCCGGCACGCAGAACCUCACCACCGCCUUCAUCUUCGGCUGGAAGAUGAACAAGGUUGUGUGCUCCGAGCCGCUGUGCGACGCUCACAAGCGGCACCAUGUCGGUCUGGUCCAGGAGGACCGCUGCGCCAAGUGCCCCAAGCGGGACAUCAGGGAUCUGGAGCGGGAGUGCAAGAAGUACCCUGUGGUGGUCAUUAAAGGGGUGCGUGUUUUGGACCUCAACACCCUGGUGCCCCUGAUGAAGGACCCGGCCGUAAAGCUCCACAUCGUGCAGCUCUUUCGGGACCCUAGGGCGGUCCACAACUCCCGCCUGAAGUCCAAGCAAGCGCUGGUGAAGGAGAGCAUCCAGGUGCUGAGGAGCAAGAAGCAGAAUGACAAGUACAAGCGUCUGCUGGUGCCCAACAACCGGAUGAACCGGGCCGAGAACUACGUGUCCAGCGCCAUGGAGCUCAUCUGCGACAACUGGCUGAGCGACAUGAUGCUGGUGUCCAACGCGCCGCCCUGGGUGCGGAGGAGCUACCACCGCAUCCGCUACGAGGACCUGGUGCUGCACCCUGCCCAGGAGCUCCAGAAACUCUACCGCUUCUCCAACCUGACCUCAUCGGCGGCGCUGGAGAGCUUUGCUCUCAACAUGACCCACGGCCGAGGCUACUCCUCGGACAAGCCCUUCCUCAUCUCGUCCCGGGACGCCAAGGAGGCUAUCUACGCCUGGAGAGAGCGUCUCAGCGUGGAGCAGAUCAACCAGGUGGAGGCCUACUGCAGCGAGGUCAUGAGGCAGCUGGGCUACCCGAGACACGGCGUGGACAAAACCACAUGACCGUGUCACGGGGCCUGCAAGUCGAGACUGAGGGCAUAACGGGGGACUAACAGCUGGAAUGUUUCCCACUGGGAGCAGCAAGCAUCGCUCAAGGGCUGUUUUUCUUCCAGCCGAGCGCAGCGGGCGAGCAGGAGUAGAAAGUGGGACACGAUGGGACGUAUUUUAAAGUCCUACCUGGAGCCGAGGUGGCAAACAAACACGAGGAAGGCCAGGCUGCUUCACACGUCAACGCUCGCUCUCCUCCCCUUUUUUUAGUCGCGCUAAUCCCUCCCGUCCCUCUUUACAAAUCGCCAGCAGGCGGGGGUGGGAGGCCUUAAAAAGCUUCUCAGGACGUUGCAAGGUGGCCGUCACCUGCCUGCAUGACUCAGCAGUAAUCUGCACUUAAGUGGACUCGCUAACAAGCUAACUUUGAAGGAGACUCCAGUUAAGAAGUGUUGGACCCCCUCCAUCCCUCAAACCCAACCCCCUCCGUCCUGUGAGGAAUGUGGACAGCUGCAGCGGCAUGAAGGAUACUUUUAGUCCACCCACUGAGGUCUGGGACAGACACGGUCCUUUUUCCCAUGCUUUCUUUGUGGUUUAUCAUCAUACAUUUAUGCACCCGGGUUAGGGGGGUGCUUUUUUAAAUAAAAACAAAAAACAACAGAAGUGCACAUUUGUCAUAUUUGUACAUGAAGACACAAACUUUGAAAUGACCUUAAUAAAGAGUCAUUGGAAACUUUCUGGUGAUAUUUUGUUGCCGUUUGCUGUCGUGUAACAAGCUGUACUUGGAUACGCCAUGCUCGCUCUGCACUAACAAACACAUGCAGUUCCUCUGUGAGGAUCAUUACGCUAACGCUCGCCAAAGAUCCUCUAUGUGACACGCCACUCUCCGUUUUUAUGGGCCCACUACAAAGGCGCUAGUCAAAGAUCCUCUAUGUGAUACACCACUCUCUGUUUUUAUGGGCCCACUACAAAGGUGCUAGUCAAAGAUCCUCUAUGUGACAUGCCACUCUCUGUUUUUAUGGGCCCACUACAAAGGUGCUAGUCAAAGAUCCUCUAUGUGAUACACCACUCUCUGUUUUUAUGGGCCCACUACAAAGGUGCUAGUCAAAGAUCCUCUAAAUCAGUGAUCCCCAACCCCCGGGCCGCACAAAAAGAAAAAAAAAAA